Molecule: messenger RNA, 5078 nt
Organism: Cyprinus carpio (common carp)
Lineage: Eukaryota; Metazoa; Chordata; Actinopteri; Cypriniformes; Cyprinidae
Gene: rasa1a
Product: RAS p21 protein activator (GTPase activating protein) 1a
Exons: 26
Coding region: 634-3654 (1006 amino acids)
Biological process (GO): regulation of GTPase activity
Molecular function (GO): protein binding
Source: RefSeq, a predicted model, not a curated record
CUGCAUCGAUUGUCGAGCUCACGGAUGCGAAUGCGUCGGUUCGGCGAUCUGCUGGCCUGGUCUGCGCAUGAGCGGGGACGCGCAGGGAGAGGAGUGGGACUGGGAGCAGCUGUGGCAAAUGUUCCACCAGUCCAGCAAUCUCGAGAAGAAAAGACCAUUUACGACUGAAGAGAACAUUUAACGCACACUUUGAGCGGAAUCUAGUGAGGAGGAUCGCGUUGGACGUCCGCGAUCACCUGCGAAGCGAACAAAGUAGCAGAUCGGCGCGUUUUCUGAACUCACUGCGAACAAAAUAACAACCCCGAAAGACUGACAAUAAAAGCCCACAACUGACACCAGACCGAACCAGGGCCUCGAUACACCGUCCUCUCCUCAACUCGGACAUUUACCCUGCUCUAUUUCAGAAAAGCCCUUCUUCUCUUGCUGAAACUCAGGAAACAAUGAAGACUUAAACUCAUGUGUUAGCCGCUGAGCUGAGUGAGUGUGAGUGUGUGUGUGUGUGUGAGAGAGAGAGAGAGUCUGUGCUCUUCUCUCUUCUCCAGGAAACUUUGUCCCGUCGCUUUUAAAGACUGGAAGCAGAAGAACCUUUAACAGACUCGGAGAAGAAGCUCAGGCUGUCUUCUUGAUUUCUGCAUGGAGGUGAGGGGCGAGGACAGGGGAUCGGACGGCAGCAGAGGCCCCGACUCGACCCCACAUAACAGCAAACCCUCGCGAGCACGGCUGACGGAUCCUGACAUGAUGAUCUACCCCAGCUCCGGAGGAGAGGAUCUCACGGGGAGAGCUGCCGCUGCCGGGUGCGAGUCGCCCUCCUCGGAUGGGCCGGGCAGCACCCGGAUGUCGCCCACCGACGGGCCCACGGUUUUACCACCUUUACCGCCGCCCCCUCAGCCGCCUGUAAUCGGGCCGCAGGGGAGCGUGGAUGAAAGUGAUCAACAGGAUGGGCCAGAAUAUGAGGAAGAGGAGGUUGUUUUCCCCCUUUCGGCGCCGCCCACCAACCAAUGGUACCAUGGAAUGUUGGACAGAACCAUUGCAGAAGAGAGAUUGCGUCAGGCUAGGACACCGGGCAGCUACCUCAUCAGGGAAAGCGACCGGCGGCCUGGCUCCUUCGUACUGUCCUUUCUCAGCGUGACCAAUGUGGUCAAUCACUUCAGGAUCAUUGCGAUGUGUGGAGAUUACUACAUCGGUGGACGGCGCUUCUCGUCCCUGUCAGACCUCAUUGGUUACUACAGCUAUGUGUCUUGCCUACUGAAAGGUGAAAAACUGUCGUCUCCAGUGGCUCCCCCUGAGCCAGUAGAGGACAGGCGACGAGUGAGGGCCAUACUUCCAUACACCAAAGUGCCAGAAACUGAUGAGAUCAGUUUUCUCAAAGGAGACAUUUUUAUCGUUCACAAUGAACUGGAUGAUGGUUGGAUGUGGGUAACCAAUGUUCGGACAGAAGAACAGGGCCUUAUCGUGGAUGAUCUUGUUGAGGAGGUGGGGCGAGAAGAGGAUCCCCAUGAGGGAAAAAUCUGGUACCACAGGAAGAUCAGCAAACAGGAGGCGUACAACCUGCUAAUGACAGUUGGUCAGGUCUGCAGCUUUCUGGUCAGGCCGUCGGACAACACACCAGGCGACUACUCUCUCUUCUUUCGUACCAAUGAGAACAUCCAAAGGUUCAAGAUUAGCCCCACUCCAAACAACCAGUACAUGAUGGGAGGGCGGUACUAUAACAGUGUUGAUGAUAUUAUCGAACGUUACCGAAAAGAGCAGAUCGUGGAGGGCUACACUCUGAAAGAUCCUGUCUCAGUCCAGCAAAAAGAGCAAGUCCUCUCCGACUUGGUCGACGGCAGAGAAAUCUAUAACACUAUUCGACGGAAAACAAAAGAUGCUUUCUACAAAAACAUUGUCAAGAAAGGAUAUCUUCUCUUCAACAAAGGGAAGGGUAAGCGCUGGAAGCAUUUGUACUUCAUCCUGGAGGGCAACGAUGCUCAGCUCAUUUACUUUGAGAGUGAGAAGCGAGCCACCAAACCCAAAGGACUAAUCGAUCUGAGCGUGUGCUCAGUGUACGGAGUCCACGACAGUCUGUUUGGCAGGCCAAACUGUUUCCAGAUUGUGGUUCAGCACUUUAGCGAGGAGCAGAUCAUUUUCUACUUUGCUGGGGAGACACCUGAGCAGGCACAGGACUGGAUGAAAUGCCUGCAGACGUUCUGCAGUAACCUUAGGAAACCCUUGCAGACCACAUUCAACAAACGCUUGCGUCAGGUUAGCAGUUUAGUCCUGUAUGUGGAGGAGGCCCACAAACUUCCCAUCAAACACUUCACCAACCCCUAUUGCACCAUCUCACUGAACAGUGUGCAGGUGGCAAAGACUCAUCCUAGAGAGGGACAGAACCCUGUGUUCACCGAGGAGUUCAUCUUUGAUGACUUGUCGAGCGACAUCAAUAGAUUUGAAAUAAGCUUAAGCAACAAGACCAAGAAGAGCAAAGAAAGUGACAUCUUGUUCAUGCGUUGCCAGCUGAGCAAGCUGCAGAGGGGCCAGAUGAUCGAUGAGUGGUUUCCUCUGAGCUCCUACGUGCCACUGAAGGGAAUUGAGCCAGGCUCACUGCGCAUAAGAGUGCGAUACUCCAUGGAGAAGAUCAUGUCUGAGGAAGAGUACAGUGAAUUCAAAGAGCUCAUCCUGCAGAGAGACUAUCAUGUGAUCUAUGCAUUGGCUCACGUGUGUGGACAGGACCGCACCCUGCUGGCCAGCAUCCUGCUCCGUAUCUUGAGACACGAGCGAGCCGAAGCUCCGUUACUGAGGAUGUUGAAUGACAGAGAAAUUAAUAUGGAGGAUGAAGCUACGACGCUGUUUCGAGCCACAACUCUGGCCAGUACUUUGAUGGAGCAGUACAUGAAGGCCACAGCCACUCCUUUCGUCCAUCACGCCCUCAAAGACACCAUACUGAAGAUCAUGGAGAGCAAGCAGUCCUGUGAGCUGAACCCGUCUAAACUGGAGAAGAAUGAGGAUGUUAACCUGAAUCUAGCUCACUUACUCAACAUCCUGUCGGAGCUGGUGGAGAAGAUAUUUAUGGCUGCUGAGAUCUUGCCCCCGACCCUGAGGUACAUUUAUGGUUGUCUUCAGAAGUCUGUGCAGCAGAAAUGGCCUACCAACACUACAAUGAGAACCCGAGUUGUGAGUGGUUUUGUCUUCUUAAGGCUCAUCUGCCCUGCCAUUCUCAACCCCAGAAUGUUCAACAUCAUUGCUGACCCUCCAUCCUCCACAGCAGGUCGAACGCUUACCCUGGUAGCAAAGUCUGUGCAGAACUUGGCCAACCUGGUGGAAUUCGGUGCUAAGGAGCCCUACAUGGAGGGGGUGAAUCCCUUCAUCAAGAACAACAAAGAAAGGAUGAUCAUGUUUCUGGAUGAGCUGGGGAAUGUUCCUGAUCUCCCGGAAUCUACCGAGCACUUUAGGACUGAUUUGUCCCGUGACCUUGCUGCCCUGCAUGAGAUCUGUGCUACUCAUUCUGACGAACUCCGCACCCUCAGCAAUGAGAGAGGAGCACAGCAGCACGUGCUGAAAAAGCUGCUGGCCAUCACUGAGCUCCUCCAGCAGAAACAGGCGCACUAUGCCAUGUCCAACAGCACCAGAACUGAAUGUACCUUUAUGGCUGUAGCAACCACAAUCCAGAUCCUCUGAAAGAAAAGAUUGGUAGCAAAAACAGCAAGACUCGUUCUCCCCAGAUGCAAACGAAGAAGGUGGAUGCUCUGACUCUAGUCAGGCAACACACUGCCAAUCUCCAUCGUUCAAAACUUGAAUUCACAUUGAGCCAUCAAAGAGAUAUUAUUUCUGCCGAAAUUAUCUCUUGGACCUCCCUACACUGAAAAUCACGAAUCUUCAACAGAAGAACCAAAACUGAGUUUAAAUCUGAAACGCUGGUGUAUUAGUUAACCACUGGUGUAACCAACCUGGGAGCCGCGAGCGCUAGACUGGCAUCUGUAGCAAGCAAGAACUUUGGCACUGCAUUGCUCUUGAGCAUCAGGGAAGCGAGAUGCACGCCUUAAGAAACCGUCUACACUCAAUACUACCACACAAGCUCUUCCUGUUUUCGACUGCGGUUUCACAUAGAGGUAGGCUUAGAUCUACAGAUAUCGACUGAUUCCUAUCUUACCUUCUGAGCCGCUUCGCUUGACAAGAUGCUGCAUCCUGGCUUUUAUCUCCAAACCAGUGUUUGUAUGUGAUACAUGAGCAGAUCAGUGAGACCGAACCAAUUUUGGAGGAUAGAUUACACGAGGCUGGAGCAUGCGUCCACUUUUAAUAACCUGCCCCUGUUCUUCCACCUAACCUACAACGGCACCAUCUCGAGCUCCAAUGAAUUCUAAAGCUUUUCCCCAGAAUGGGCCAAGUAGGUUAUGAGCUUCAUGGUUGAUUUCAGAUCACAAAAAAGUCGAGCAUCAAGACCUACUGACUGUAAAAUGAUAUUAUUUUAUUAUAUCAGUCUGUUUAUGUUUCUCAAACUCGCUUAAGAGUUAAUUUGGCUGUUUCUUGAUGUGUAUUAUUAUGUAAAACCUCAAAACGUAUCACCAGUUUAUUAUGAUUCUAUGAUGUGCUUUUGUUUGCUCAAUUUGACAGGUAGUUGCAAUGUCCUGUCCUCGCUGACUCCCUCACUAAGAAACUACUGUGGUGGUACAAUUGUACAGUGGAGAUAACUGAUGGAAAUACCAUGCUACUCUGAUAUACAUCAUUGUAAUGAAUGACUGCCAUGGUACAUGUCCACAAAACUGCUUUUAACCAUUGUGCCAUGUCAUAAAAACAUGGUAAUGCAUUCAUGUCAGUGUAUGAAGGUGUAUAUUCGCUACAACUGACUUGAAACGGCUCACUCUGUACUCAUUCCAUGUUUUCAUCUACAGCUGAUGUAGGGGAUUCUGUACAGUACAUUUAGCUGCAUUUUAUGACCCAGCAAAUCUAUGAAAAGCAUGAUGCAGAUUUACUUUUUUUUUUGUAUUUUAGGUAGCUCAUGUAUUGUUAUUUUUCUAUUUUAUACUCAAAACCCACAACUUUUGCAUCUUAGAUACAAAACACCAAGUUACUAACCUGGCUGAAUAAAACUCUUAGUAUGAUUA